Molecule: messenger RNA, 1128 nt
Organism: Cygnus atratus (black swan)
Lineage: Eukaryota; Metazoa; Chordata; Aves; Anseriformes; Anatidae
Gene: MSTN
Product: myostatin
Exons: 3
Coding region: 1-1128 (375 amino acids)
Biological process (GO): SMAD protein signal transduction
Cellular component (GO): extracellular region
Molecular function (GO): cytokine activity; growth factor activity
Source: RefSeq, a predicted model, not a curated record
AUGCAAAAGCUAGCAAUCUAUGUUUAUAUUUACCUGUUCAUGCUGAUUUCAGUUGAUCCGGUGGCUCUUGAUGACGGUAGUCAGCCCACAGAGAAUGCUGAAAAAGAUGGACUGUGCAAUGCUUGUACAUGGAGACAGAAUACAAAAUCUUCCAGAAUAGAAGCCAUAAAAAUUCAAAUCCUCAGCAAACUGCGCCUGGAACAAGCUCCUAACAUUAGCAGGGAUGUUAUUAAACAACUUUUACCCAAAGCUCCUCCACUACAGGAACUGAUUGAUCAAUAUGACGUCCAGAGAGACGACAGUAGCGAUGGCUCUUUGGAAGACGAUGACUAUCAUGCCACAACUGAAACGAUUAUCACAAUGCCUACAGAGUCUGAUUUUCUUGUACAAAUGGAGGGAAAACCAAAAUGUUGCUUCUUUAAGUUUAGCUCUAAAAUACAAUAUAACAAAGUAGUAAAGGCACAAUUGUGGAUAUACUUGAGGCAAGUCCAAAAACCUACAACAGUGUUUGUGCAGAUCCUGAGACUUAUUAAGCCCAUGAAAGACGGUACAAGAUAUACUGGAAUUCGAUCUUUGAAACUUGACAUGAACCCAGGCACUGGUAUUUGGCAGAGUAUUGAUGUGAAGACAGUGUUGCAAAAUUGGCUCAAACAGCCUGAAUCCAAUUUAGGCAUCGAAAUAAAAGCUUUUGAUGAGAAUGGACGAGAUCUUGCUGUAACUUUCCCAGGACCAGGUGAAGAUGGAUUGAAUCCAUUUUUAGAGGUCAGAGUUACAGACACACCGAAACGAUCCCGUAGAGAUUUUGGCCUCGACUGCGAUGAGCACUCGACAGAAUCCCGAUGUUGUCGCUACCCACUGACCGUGGAUUUUGAAGCUUUCGGAUGGGACUGGAUUAUCGCACCUAAAAGAUACAAAGCCAAUUACUGCUCUGGAGAAUGUGAAUUUGUAUUUCUACAGAAAUAUCCGCACACUCAUCUCGUACACCAAGCAAAUCCUAGAGGCUCGGCAGGCCCCUGCUGCACGCCCACCAAGAUGUCCCCCAUAAAUAUGUUGUAUUUCAAUGGAAAAGAACAAAUAAUAUAUGGAAAGAUACCAGCCAUGGUUGUAGAUCGUUGUGGUUGCUCAUGA